CAUGAUCCCAGGGUCCUGGGAUCGAGUCCCGCAUUGGGCUCCUUGAGCCUGCUUCUGCCUUUCCCUCUGCCGCUCCCCCUGCUUGUGCGCGCUCUCUCGCUUGCUCUCUCUCCCUGAAAAUAAAUAAAAUCUUAAAAAAAAAAAAAAAGAAAAGAAAAGAAAGAAAAACUCAGAGCUGAAAACCAUGUACUUUCCUUCCCCACACAGUCUAGGUUAACAGAAGGGAAUGAGAUAAAAUAUCUUCUACGCUUGUAGAAAGCAAACCCCAGGGGUUACUUUUUUUUUUAUCUUCUUUCCUCUCCCUCACCUCUUCCUCUUCUUCUCUUCCUCUCUGUUCUUUUCACUAAACGCUAUAAAGCCCUGAGAGCCUGGACUCGUGUGGUGGCAUUGGCGGAUAAAGGAACGUAUCUCAGAGACUGAAAUGGUCUCCAAUUAUUUCUUCCCACGUUGAACUCUUUUUGAACAAAUUGCACAUCUCAUUUGCCGCCUGUUAACAGUUGUGUGCUGCCUUUUAAUAUUUUUUAUUUAUUAGGUUUAUCCUUCUCGUUAAAAAGCAAUCAUUGACUAAAAGAAUUGGUCUUCUGGGCAUGCAGCAAAAAUGUACUGAAAGCAACAUAGGAAUCAGCAGACAUAAAUCAGCAUACUCUUAUCUAUGCUACUCUGCCACCUACAGGAAGGUUGUGAGUGGGUCACCCCACUUUCAGGUGACAGCAAUGACUAACAUAUCUGCAAAGUACUCUUCUUUGGAAUAAUUGCUAAUCAAUAUAGUAGUCAUUCAAGAAUGUUUGAAACACCCAUUCUGUGUUCUAUUAGGUUCCAAGGAUGCAGAGGUAAAUGAGACAUGGUCCACCCCCUCCAGAAAUACCUCGUUCAGAAGAUGGUUUUGAUAGCAAAUGCACCAUCGGGAGCAAGGGCAGCACGUUUGACAACUUCAUUUGAGUUACAAAAGGGCAUCCCACUUUCUGGACUGGUAAAGCCCCACAUCAGAACAUAGAGAAUACUUGAACGUAGGAGAGGAGAUGAGGCUACAAGAAACAACAAAGAUGAUGUAUAAAGGGUUUGAAUGGAGGUCUGGCCACGAAGGUGGCAAGAAGCCCCUGAAGCAGUCCAAGAAACAGGCCAAGGAGAUGGACAAGGAAGAUAAGGCAUUCAAGCAGAAACAGAAAGAAGAGCAGAAGAAACUCGAGGAGCUAAAAGCGAAGGCCGCGGGGAAGGGCCCCCUGGCCACAGGUGGAAUUAAGAAAUCUGGCAAAAAGUAAGCUGUUCCAUGUGCCCGAGGCAAUGAUGAUCCUUAAUUCCAUUCCUGUUUAAACAUCUGGAUUCCCUGUCAUAGCAUCUGUUGCUACCUACAGCUGGAAUGAAGUGUUGUCUUAGAUCCUGUUGUACAUUUAAGAAUAAACUUUUGUAAAAAAAUAAAAAAAAUAAAGGGUUUGAAGGGAAAAAAGAGGAGCCACAAAUGGAAAACCAAAACCAAUGAAGAGGGGAUGGUUGAAGGACAAAUGAGCACACCCUUAAUCUUGAAACUUUAGGAAAAGGUCAUACGUAUAUUUUAAACAAGCACAUGCAGAAAUGCUCUUAAGAAUGGUUUUGGGAGGUUGCACUACAUUGACACAUGCUAUGAAGCAAUGAAUUUGCAGCAAGAAGUAUUUCGCAUGCACUUAGAAAGUUGCAUUUGUCAUGUGAUUACAGACUAUUCUUAUCCACUCCCUGAUAUUAUCAUCAUCAUCAACAAAGACAAUAAAUAGUUGGGGAGUUCUUAAGAUUAUCAAAAUAAUUGGUUUUAGGGGCACCUGGGUGGCUCAGUCGGUUAAGCAUCUGCCUUUGGCUCACGUCAUGAUCCCAGGGUCCUGGGAUCGAGUGCUCCCUGCUCUGCGGGAAGCCUGCUUCUCCUUCUCCCACUCCCCCUGCUUGUGUUCCCUCUCUCGCUGUGUCUCUCUCUGUUGAAUAAAUAAAUAAAAUCUUUUUUAAAAAUUGGUUUUAGCCAAGUACAUUAGAAAGCUUAAAUAUUGUCAUUCUUGCCCUCAGAAAGAAUUAUAUAUAGCAAGAUAAUGUAUAAUGCAAGGUAUAUACAAAGAGUGCUACACGACGGAUUUUAGAAAUCUGGGGAGGAAUUCAAAUGAAUUAUUGCAAUCGGAAAAGUUUUGGAGAAGGGAUAUGUUUUGGGCCAACUCUUGAAGGAAAGGGUACCACUUCAAAAGGCAAAGUAGGGCAUGGCCAGGAGGGCAAGUGCACAAGUAGGGGGAACACCAUUAUGUAAGUAAAGUAGGCAGAACUCAGUAUAAAUGGUGGAUUUAGAUAUAAUCAGUAUAUCUAUUUGAUGAGAAUAGUAGAAAUAAAAAUGGCUAACUAGGACAGACUAUAUUUUCCUCCAAAUAAAUGCAAUAAAUAACAAUACUUCCAGUCCCAAAUGCUCUUCCAGAACCUUCCAGCCCCCAUCAAACUGUGGAGUCUAUUUCCCCACCCCUUGAAUUUGGGCUUUGAAUGGUGGGUCUAACGACUGCUCCAACGAAUAGAGCACAGUGGAUGUGAUGCUAUGUGACUUCCAAGGUGAGGUCAUAACAGGAUGCAGUUUCUGCCUCCUUCUCUCUGAGUUCACUCACCUUUCCACCCUGGCUCCAUGUUUUGAGGGAGCCCAGACCACGUCCAGUGACCACAUGUAGGUAUCCCACUCAACAGUCUUAGCUAAGGUCUCAGCUGACAGCUGGAAUCAAGCAAGACACAUAAGUGCAUGGAGAUUCAAAUGAUUCCAGCCCGCAGAUUUUGAGGCUUCCAGCUGAGGCACCUGAUGUCACAGAAAAGAGAUAAGCCAUUCCUGCUGUACUCUGUCCGAAUUCCUGAUCCUCAUAAUUCAUGAGCAUAAUAAAUAAUUGUUUCAGGCCAAUAAGUUCUGGGGUAAUUUGUUACAUAGUAGUUACAUUCUAGUUCUAGUUACAUAGUAACUAGAACACUAACAUUAAUUGAGUAAUAAUCGAAUGCCAUGUACCACGUUUGAUGCCUUAUAUUUUAUAUCGGCUAGCUAUUUCUGUAUAACAAACCAUUCCAAACCUCAGUGGCUUAAAACAAUAGUUCUUGCUUAUUAAGCUCACAUAUCUGUGGUCUACUGUGGACUGGCUGACCUAGGCCGGGCUCGCUUAUGUGCUUAAGUGUUGCCUGGGAACCCUGCCCUAGCCUGGGCUUGGCUGGGGCAUCUUAGUUAGGGCAGAUCCACUGUAUGUGUCUCUUAUCCUCCUCUUGGAAUUGACAAGUUUGCCUGGGUAGGUCAUUUUCAUGGAAAGGCAGGAGUGGAAAUACUUAGGCUUCUUAGGGCCUGACGUCAGAAAUGGCACACCAUCACUUCUACCAAAUUC
Mirounga angustirostris (Northern elephant seal) is the source of this 3347-nucleotide messenger RNA. Its product is annotated as translation machinery-associated protein 7-like. The record is from RefSeq and is a predicted model, not a curated record. The coding region runs from base 1020 to 1259 and encodes 79 amino acids. NCBI's taxonomy places the organism in Eukaryota, Metazoa, Chordata, Mammalia, Carnivora, Phocidae. The transcript is spliced from 2 exons.